AUGUUAUCAAAGAGAAAAAUAGGUUUUAUUGGGUGUGGAAAUAUUGCAAAUGCGAUUAUAUCUGGGUUUAUAUUAUCUAAAAAAAUAAAAUCCAAUCAAAUUUUUCUACAAGAUCCCGACAGAAAUAACUUAGAAGCACUUAAAAAGAAAUUUCCUGAAAUUAAUAUCUCAGAAAGUCUUUUAAGUUUAGUGAUUAAUUCUGAAUUAAUAUUUAUAUGUGUAAAACCACAUAUUUUAGGCCAGGUUUUAAAUGAAAUCAAAAAUUUCAAUAUUGAAGCUGAUUUCAAAUCAGGAAACAAAGUUUUGAUUUCAGUUUGUGCAGGAAAGACUAUUGGUGAUAUAUUAAGGGAAUUUCAGUCUAAUGAUAUACACUGCAUUAGAGUAAUGCCAAAUUUAACCUUGUCAAUUUGCCAAGGAUCUUGGCUUUAUCAUGAAAAUCCUGCUGCCCAUUUUUCUAACUACAAACAAAACAACUCAAAUGAAAUUAUUGAAAUUUUAAGUUCAUGUGGUACCGUUUAUAACAUUGAUGAAAGUAUCUUCUCACAUUGCACUAGCAUUAGUGGAUGUGGCCCUGGAUUCUUUUCUAAUAUUGCUCAUCAUUUCAUUGAAUCUGGAGUUAAGAUAGGAAUUCCUAAAGAUCUUGCAAGAAAACUUGUCAUAGAAACGAUAUAUGGAACUUCCAAAUUUCUUUUCGAAUCAUCUAUUGAACCAAGAGUUUUCCAAUCCAAAGUUUCUACUCCAGGAGGUUCCACUCAAGCGGGUAUUGAUGUACUUGAAGAUCGGUUAAUUGGAGACAUUUUUCGAGAUUGCCUUCAAUCAUCAUUCGAGAGGUGCAUUCAACUUAGUAAGAAUUAA
Molecule: messenger RNA, 855 nt
Organism: Cryptosporidium ubiquitum
Lineage: Eukaryota; Apicomplexa; Conoidasida; Eucoccidiorida; Cryptosporidiidae
Product: pyrroline-5-carboxylatase
Exons: 2
Coding region: 1-855 (284 amino acids)
Biological process (GO): L-proline biosynthetic process
Molecular function (GO): pyrroline-5-carboxylate reductase activity
Source: RefSeq, a predicted model, not a curated record